Molecule: messenger RNA, 123 nt
Organism: Anisakis simplex (herring worm)
Lineage: Eukaryota; Metazoa; Nematoda; Chromadorea; Rhabditida; Anisakidae
Source: the annotation of a GenBank genome assembly
AUGGGACACGGUUUUGCUCAGCAGGAAGUAAAACCGCAAUGGGAGGAUCCUUUGGAGCUCGGUUAUCGUAAAUGUAUUCUUUACGGAAUGAGUGCUGAUGACGUUGAUUCGGUGAGUGUUUAA